GGUGUCAACAAGCUUAGAGCAACCACGUAAAGUUUAUGUGAUAUGUCUAAGCUUGUUGACACCAGUGCGUACCAAUGUAAAUUGUAUAUUACAGCACUGAGGAUGGUUACUAAGUGACCGAAAAUCGAUUUUGCGGAUAAUAAAAUAAAAAAUACGGCGAAUGCUGUUUCUCCUUCCAAGUAUAUCCAUUAUCUGGUCGUGGUGCACAGGACACUCCAUGGAGUCGCCAAUCAAGUAAAUUAAUUCUCUUCUGCAUCAAGUACAUUUAUUUUCAUUGGGAAGAAAGGAUUUAGAGCAAAACGCUUCUGUGAUCUCAACUUCCUUUAAGUUAAAUUUCCGAACUACGACUGAUACGGAAGUCAAAGCACCUCAGUUUGACAUCGUUCAUGGGUAAAGGGUUGUUUGCUAUCUUCCUGGUUUAGCUUUGAUAUGACAACAAAAAUACACUGUGUGGUUGUAAGCGGUUUAAGGAAAGAAACAUUUGUUUAUAUGCAUGUUUCCAAACUCAGAAAGUUAGUAGUGUCAAAUUUUAUUUAAUAUUUUGACUUUAACUCGAAUAUAGGAGGAUAAUGAAGUGCGACUGGUUAUUUUGAUUGGAAAGAUGCUCUUUAGUGCAUUGCUCUCAACAAAUAGUGUUGUUAAGUGAAGAUACGCUGUUGAAAAGCAGUAAAUGUAAUGUCUUACUUGAUUGGCAAUUUUCUGUUUGCGCCAAAGCCUCACUUAUGAAGCUGUGAAGUCGACGUUCCAGGCUUUCUUUGAAGUGGUUGGAGUGUUGUGAUCAUCAUAUAAUUUAAGCAUAUGAACCGCGUAUAAAAUGGCUGGGCCGCAACACACAUUUCCCACAGGAUUCCCAAAUCCACAGCAAGGUCCCAUGAGAAACCAGUUCGGAGCCGGUCCCCAGAUGGCUAGCCUCAUGGCUUCCAGUCAACAAGCAGUGAUGGUUGGUCAGCAGGCAUAUGGUGUUGGAAUGCAGCCAAAUGCUCAGCAAGCAUUGGUACAGCAACAGCAACAACAGAAUCAACAACUGCAAAUGCAGCAGCAACAACAAAUACAGCAACAGUUACAGCAGCAACAGCAGUUGCAGCAAUUACAACAGCAACAACAGGCAGCUGUUCAGCAGCAAAUCCAGCAGCAACAGCAGGUAGCAGCAGUUCAAGGAGCCCAGCAGUCUCAGGUUGGAGUUGGAGGGCAACAGCCACAGCAGCAAGUUCCACAGCAGCCUGCACAAUCAAAAGAAAUCAACACAGCUUCCCUCUGCCGGUUUGGCCAAGAAACUGUUCAAGAUAUUGUAGCCCGUACACAGGAAGUCUUCAUGGCACUUAAAACAAUUCAGCCCCCAAAUGGCACAGCACAAGGAACAAACACAAGCGCCGAAAGGAAGGCAAAACUUCAGGAACAGAUCCGAAAUGUUCGCAUUCUUUUCAAGAGAUUAAGGUUAAUAUAUGAUAAAUGCAAUGAAAAUUGUCAGGGUAUGGAGUAUACGCACAUUGAGAGCUUAAUUCCAUUGAAAGAAGAAUGGGAUAUGAAAUCAGAUGAGAAGAAAACAUCUGAAUCAUACCGUUUGGCAUGUGAUGAAAACAAAGAGAUUAUGGAGCAAGUUAUCCUGAAGAAUAGGCACUUGAAAGAAAUAAUAGACCAUCUGCGCCGCAUAAUAUGGGAAAUUAACACAAUGUUGACCAUGAGAAGAUCAUAACUUGAAUGGUUUUAAUAUUCAUUCAACAACUGUUGGUUUUGUGCACGAAGAAGUUUAAGCAGUGUUAUUUUAUUUAGUUAUGUUAUACUGACCAUCUCAAAAACAUCAUUGAGGUGAUAUCUUAUAGUGAAGGUAUUGCAGAAAAGUAAUUAUGAAGGAGUGUUCAAAUAAACUCAGAUUGGUUUUGGAAGUUGGGUUGAACUGAAAUUAAAAACUAGCUUUGAGAGAGACUGUAUGUUUAAUACGUUGUUUCAUGGUACUAUCUUGUUCUGUAAUCUUGAAAUAAAUUGUCCAAAGCUUGGCCCACAAAUUA
Schistocerca gregaria is the source of this 2006-nucleotide messenger RNA. RefSeq names its product mediator of RNA polymerase II transcription subunit 30-like. Gene Ontology annotation, biological process: positive regulation of DNA-templated transcription. NCBI's taxonomy places the organism in Eukaryota, Metazoa, Arthropoda, Insecta, Orthoptera, Acrididae. Gene Ontology annotation, molecular function: transcription coregulator activity. The record is from RefSeq and is a predicted model, not a curated record. The transcript is spliced from 6 exons. Gene Ontology annotation, cellular component: mediator complex. The coding region runs from base 815 to 1693 and encodes 292 amino acids.